AUGCCGAAUUUCGACUGUCCGCCUCAAGGCCCUGUGGCCGUGGGGCGGAUCCUCACUGACCCGUUUAACCCCGAGAGUGGCAUCAACGCGUCCUGCCUGAAUCCUCCAAACCUGCUCCGGUCCGAAAAGACCGGAUUUGAGACUCUGAUCAGCAAAGAGUCGAGCGGCAAGUUUGGGCUGUGGACGCAGUUCCUGAGUCUUUCUCCUCUGGGCGGCGAGGCAGGGUUCGACCACGACAGAUCCGAGAGCUCCUAUAUGUAUGUUGCACGGCUCGAGACACAAUAUUUUGUCCCGACUUUGGACUUCAUCGAGCAGAGUCUUCGACAGCCUGAUAUCUCCCAGACGCUGUCGCGGCAAAAGUAUGCGAAGAACCUAUACAUGAUCACAGGGGUCAAGACGGCUGUUGGGGCCCGCAUGAGGGCUCUGUCCUCUAACGGCAACGGCGGAACGUUCAAGGUCGGGGCCGAUCUUACAACUCUUGGGGUUCCAGUGCAGGUUGGACCAAUUCUGGAGCACGCGCAUAUUCAUGGUGAAGCAGCGGCGUUUGAAGACUCGACGGACUUUGUGUUUGCCUACCGGCUAAGGGAGAUCUACUACAGCCAGAAACACGGCGUGCGCGAGAUUCGGGACUACACCAAGGGAGCUGCGUAUGGAUUGGAUGAUGAUAGAACACCGGAGACAAAGGAUGUGAAUCAUUCCAUGCUGGAUGAUUUUGAGGUCCAGGGAGUGGCCGAAGAAGACCUGGGGCAAGAGGAUCUUCGGCAGGAUGCACGCACAGCCGUGGAUGAUGAGGAUGAUGGGCUGUGUGAAUACGUCUGUGUUGAUCAAUAG
Molecule: messenger RNA, 831 nt
Organism: Penicillium alfredii
Lineage: Eukaryota; Fungi; Ascomycota; Eurotiomycetes; Eurotiales; Aspergillaceae
Exons: 1
Coding region: 1-831 (276 amino acids)
Source: RefSeq, a predicted model, not a curated record